Molecule: messenger RNA, 603 nt
Organism: Haliotis rubra (blacklip abalone)
Lineage: Eukaryota; Metazoa; Mollusca; Gastropoda; Lepetellida; Haliotidae
Product: temperature-induced lipocalin-1-like
Exons: 5
Coding region: 1-603 (200 amino acids)
Source: RefSeq, a predicted model, not a curated record
AUGGCGGUUGACGGGAAUGUGGCAAUACCUUUGCGUAAUUCGCGGAUUGGCGUCAGGGUUUGUCCUCGAUACAUUCGUACACAAAGCUCCCCCACCGUCACACAGCUUGAAGAUGCCAAGUAUCUUGGUCGGUGGUAUCAGAUGUGGUCCAGCGAGUCAGUGGGGAAAUGGUUUGAACAGGGAGCGAAAUGUGUGACGGCGGACUAUGGCCUCAGUGGUGACGGUCGCAUCACCGUCCUUAACUCAGAGCGAGUUAGCAGCCCUACUGGUCACCUCAAGGUCAUCCACGGUUUCGUCAACAAGACUGCAACUGUCGGACAGCUGAAGGUUACUCUUGAAACAGUCCCUUUCGCAGCCCCAUACUGGGUGCUGAAACUGGGCCCACCUACAUUCGGCGCAAACAAGCAAUACCAGUACAGCAUCGUCAGUGACAACAUCGAAGGGACCCUGUUCGUACUGGCACGUGACCGGCAGGUUUUCCAAACCCAGUACGAGGCUGAAGUGCUCAAAUACCUCAGUGAACAGGGAUUCACAACAUUCUACAACAAACCAAUCCGCACUUACCAGGGAUCAGAUUGUGUUUACAACUCAGAUUCACAAUAA